Ascoidea rubescens DSM 1968 is the source of this 165-nucleotide messenger RNA. RefSeq lists its product as uncharacterized. The record is from RefSeq and is a predicted model, not a curated record. The transcript has a single exon. Lineage: Eukaryota; Fungi; Ascomycota; Saccharomycetes; Ascoideales; Ascoideaceae. Bases 1 to 165 code for a protein of 54 amino acids.
AUGGCUUUUUCAAUUCCUGCAACUGUAUCUGGUGUUGAACGAUUAUUCAGUAGCGCUGCUAUUCUAAUUGGCAAGCAUACCAAUCGACGAAUGGUGUCUACUGUCUAUAACAGAUUGUUUGUGAAAGAAUUUUUUAGAUAUCAUAGCGUUUCUUCCAUUGAUUAA